AUUUCUAUUACUACAGCGGCGUGGACACUGCUAUAGUUUAGUUAUCAAUAUGGAGAGUGGUAGAGUGGUAGAAAAGUUUGGUAGCUUCCACAUUCUUCACUUCUUUUUGACAUGUUUACCAGCACUUUUUAAUGCUAUGAGCAAUGUUAACUUUGUUUUGGUUACAAGUGAUGUUAAUUACCGCUGCCGUGUCCCAGAAUGUGAGAGCAAUAGCCAAGAAUACAUGCCCCCAUGGUGGCCCACGACAGUGGAUCGUUGUUACAGACCAGUCGUGAAUGGCACCAUUAAGACGUGUACCAAUACUUCUUUCAUUAAUAUCCUUGAAAAAUGUGAUGAAUGGAUCUACGAGACAAAUAAUUCCGUAAUAGCUGAGCUAGAUCUGGCGUGCCAACCAGUAAAGGCAAAUAUGAUAGGCACGAUGCAUAAUAUUGCGAUGGCCAUAUCAAUGCUGCUAGCUGGAAGAAUGGCUGAUUGGAUUGGCCGCAAGCCAACUUUGAUUUUCUGCUCUGUUAGUUCGUUUUUAGGGAUUUUCAAAACUUUAGCUACAUCGUACUAUGUUUAUGUAACUAUUGAAUUUUUUGAAGCACUUGGAGGGGGAGGUAUCAUAACAGUUGGGUUAGUUACUAUGAUCGAAACAGCCAAUAAAAAAUAUCGCCUUCUAGGUGGCGUUUUGUUCGGAUAUUUCAUAUAUACAGGCGAAGUUAUUUUCGCGUGUUUAGCUAUGGGUAUUCCGUAUUGGAAAAACCUAUUGUACGCCGUGUACGCGCCGGCCAUUUUGUUCCUAUUAUACAUUCCUAUAUCCAAAGAGACUUUACGAUGGCUUAUCAUACACGAGAAAGUUGAUGAAGCAAGGAGUCUGAUAAAAACUAUUGUUAAAAUGAAUAAAGUAGACAUAAAUCCGAAAGAUAUAGAUAAAAUGGAUUUAGAAACGAUGAAAAUAGCAUGUGAAGUGGAAACGAAUGAAAUAAAAGAAGGGUAUAGAGAAGCGUUUAAGUCUCCUGAGCUAGUGAAGAGAUAUUUGAUUGGGACUUUUUGUAGAUUUUCGGUUGUGUUCGUUUAUUAUGGGUUAACGGUUAACUCAGUUGGGUUACCGGGGGAUAAGAAUAUGAAUUUUCUAUUGACUUCAUUGAUAUCGUAUCCAGGGGAUUUACUGUGUUUGUUGUUAAUGAAUAGAUUUGGAAGGAAGGUCCCACUUAUUUGCGGAUAUGCGCUGUGUGGAGUUACGUGUAUCCUCGUUGCUUUUGUGCCUUCAGAAUUAAGUUGGCUCAAGAUAACUUUAUAUUUAAUUUCCAAAUUAGUUGUAGCGGCUUGUUACACUGGUGUUGUAACGUUUAUUAUAGAACUAUUCCCUACCAGUGUGAGGGGUUCCUUAUUUGGGUUGUGUAUUAUAUUUGCAUCUUUAGGAACUACUCUUGCCCCGCUUACACCUAGUUUAUCCACAAUCACGAUGUCCUUAUGUUUCGGAGGUUCCGCAAUAAUUUCAUCCAUACUUCUAUUUUUUGUUCCUGAAACAAAUAAUAAACAAUUAGUGGAUACAGUUGAUCAAUUGGAAGACAUGAUGAGAGCUAAAAAGGAAAGAAAAGUUAAAUAUAAGAAUGGACAUGCGAACUAUGGUUUCGAUCGAGACGAAGAAUCUCGCGCUUAUUAAAUUUAUUUUUUGUUUUAUUAAAGGUUGACGUAUUAACUAA
This is a messenger RNA of Colias croceus (clouded yellow), 1688 nucleotides long. RefSeq names its product organic cation transporter protein-like. The transcript is spliced from 7 exons. NCBI's taxonomy places the organism in Eukaryota, Metazoa, Arthropoda, Insecta, Lepidoptera, Pieridae. Gene Ontology annotation, cellular component: membrane. Gene Ontology annotation, biological process: transmembrane transport. The record is from RefSeq and is a predicted model, not a curated record. Gene Ontology annotation, molecular function: transmembrane transporter activity. Bases 50 to 1648 code for a protein of 532 amino acids.